UUCCCACUGCUCUCAGCCUCCACAGUGCCUGUGCCAGGGGCCUGCACUUGGAGGGUCCUGACAACAGUCUGAGGAGCCACCGCCACCACCUGACCAUGGCCAAGGAUCUGGUUCUGGAGCGAUGUGACCUGGAGCUGGAGGCCAAUGGCCGAGACCACCACACGGCCGGCCUGUGCCGAGAGAGGCUGGUGGUGCGGCGGGGCCAGCCCUUCCGAGUGACGUUGCACUUCCAAGGCCGAAAUUACGAGGCCAGUGUGGACAGCCUCACCUUCAGCGUCGUGACUGGCCCAGACCCCAGCAACCAGGCCGGGACCAAGGCCCGCUUCCCACUGUCCAAUGCUGUGGAGGAGGGUGCCUGGACGGCCUCAGUGGUGGAGAAGCAGGACAGCGCCCUCUCGCUGCAGCUCAGCACCCCGGCGAAUGCCCCCGUCGGCCUGUACCGCCUCAGCCUGGAGGCCUCCACUGGCUACCAGGGCUCCAGCUUCAUGCUGGGCCACUUCACCCUGCUCUUCAAUAGCUGGUGCCCAGCGGACGCCGUGUACCUGAACUCGGAGGAGGAGCGGCAGGAGUACGUCCUCACCCAGCAGGGCUUCAUCUACCAGGGCUCAGCCAAAUUCAUUAGCAGCAUACCCUGGAACUUUGGGCAGUUUGAAGACGGGAUCCUGGACAUCUGCCUGACGCUCCUGGACCUCAACCCCAAGUUCCUGAAGAACGCCAGCCGCGACUGCUCGCGCCGCAGCAGCCCAGUCUACGUGGGCCGGGUGGUGAGCGCCAUGGUCAACUGCAAUGACGACCAGGGCGUGCUGCUGGGGCGCUGGGACAACAACUACGGGGACGGCGUCAGCCCCAUGUUCUGGAUCGGCAGCGUGGACAUCCUGCGGCGCUGGAAGAGCUGCGGCUGCCAGCGUGUCAAGUACGGCCAGUGCUGGGUCUUCGCCGCGGUGGCCUGCACAGUGCUGCGGUGCCUGGGCGUCCCCACCCGCGUCGUGACCAACUAUAACUCGGCCCACGACCAGAACAGCAACCUGCUCAUCGAGUACUUCCGCAACGAGUAUGGGGAGAUCCAGAGAGACAAGAGCGAGAUGAUCUGGAACUUCCACUGCUGGGUGGAGUCGUGGAUGACCAGGCCCGACCUGCAGCCGGGGUACGAGGGGUGGCAGGCCCUCGACCCCACGCCCCAGGAGAAGAGCGAAGGGACGUACUGCUGUGGCCCGGUUCCGGUUCGUGCCAUCAAGGAGGGGGACCUGAGCACCAAGUAUGAUGCGCCUUUUGUCUUCGCCGAGGUCAACGCCGACGUGGUGGACUGGAUCCGGCAGGACGACGGGUCCGUGCACAAGUCCGUCAACCACUCGCUGGUGGUGGGCCUGAAGAUCAGCACGAAGAGGGUGGGCCGCGACGAGCGCGAGGACAUCACCCACACCUACAAGUACCCGGAGGGGUCCCCAGAGGAGAGGGAAGCCUUCAAGAGGGCCAACCACUUGAAUAAGCUGGCUGAAAAAGAGGAGACGGGGCUGGCCAUGCGGAUCCGCGUGAGCCAGAGCAUGAGCAUGGGCAGCGACUUCGACGUCUUUGCCUACAUCACCAACAACACGGCCGAGGACCACGCCUGCCGCCUCCUGCUCUGCGCCUGCACUGUCAGCUACAACGGGAUCCUGGGGCCCGAGUGUGGCGCCAAGGACCUCCUCAACCUCUCCCUGGAGCCCUUCUCCGAGAAGAGCAUUCCCCUUCGCAUCCUCUAUGAGAAGUACUGUGACUGCCUGACAGAGUCGAACCUCAUCAAGGUGCGGGGCCUCCUCGUCGAGCCGGCUACCAACAACUACCUUCUGGCCGAGAGGGACAUCUAUCUGGAGAAUCCAGAAAUCAAGAUCCGGAUCCUGGGAGAGCCCAAGCAGCACCGCAAGCUGGUGGCUGAGCUGUCCCUGCGGAACCCGCUCACCGUGCCCUUGUUAGGCUGCGUCUUCACCGUGGAGGGGGCCGGCCUGACCGAGGAGCAGAAGGCCGUGGAGAUCCCGGACCCGGUGGAGGCCGGGGAGGAGGUCAAGGUGAGGGUGGACCUGCUGCCUCUCCACGUGGGCCGCCACAAGCUGGUGGUGAACUUCGAGAGCGACAAGCUGAAGGCCGUGAAGGGCUUCAGGAACGUCAUCAUUGGCCCCCCUUAACGGGCCCCUGUGCCAGCCCCACCUCAGCCAACUGAGAGCCCCCAACUUGACCCCAUCUUUAUCCCAAGCUAAUGAGCAAAAUUUGCCCCUUCUUGGGCCCCAGACCCCAGGGCAGGAGUGGGCUGUACUUUGGAAUGGAAUGUACUUCUGGCCUAUCUUGUCCCCUGAGCCUGGUUCCCCAUCCCUUACUUGUGAGGAAUGUUCUGUGCCUCCACAAUGGGAGCCCUGACCUUGGCUGACUGGGCCUGGGGCCAGGGAGGAGGGACCCACUCCUUCCUCUCCAGCCCAGAUGCCAUUAGGAGAGCCACUGACCACGCACCAUAUUGUUUGAUCUACUCCAGGGCCCCUUGGAGCAGGCAAAAAAGAGACAGUGUGCCCAUUGGCUGGAUCAGGGAACUCAACUCCCUAGAGUGUCCUGUACCCCUUCCCCAGACUGUGCGCGGGGCCACAGGCACCCUCGGAAGAGCCAGAGCAGAUGGGGAUGAGGAGGGUCCCAGGAAUAGGCCAGGCCCAAGCUCCCCCCACAUCCCAGCAGCCCUGGCCCAACAGUCCCCCACCCACCUCACCGUUGUGAGGCAGCUACUAUAUGCCAGACACUUCCUGUGCUCGCUGGUGCUCACGUGGCCACCAACCCAUUUAAUCACCACGGGAAACCGCAGAGUGGCAGCUGCUUUCUCCAGGAGGAGACGGAGGCCCAGAGAAGGGAGGCGGCCCACUCUGUCCCGGUGGGCUGCUGGCUGUUUGCAAGGCUGGGUAAUGUGAAGGCACAGGAACAGAACCUGGACCUUCUGAGUCCGAGUCCAGCACCCUGUUCGUGACACCAGCUCUGACCUGAGAAUGUCAGGGAGGACAUUUGGGACCUGAUCCAAAAGGACCAGUUGGGG
Ceratotherium simum simum (southern white rhinoceros) is the source of this 3043-nucleotide messenger RNA. RefSeq names its product transglutaminase 2 (gene TGM2). Gene Ontology annotation, molecular function: protein-glutamine gamma-glutamyltransferase activity. Gene Ontology annotation, biological process: peptide cross-linking. The record is from RefSeq and is a predicted model, not a curated record. Lineage: Eukaryota; Metazoa; Chordata; Mammalia; Perissodactyla; Rhinocerotidae. Gene Ontology annotation, cellular component: mitochondrion.